Ictidomys tridecemlineatus (thirteen-lined ground squirrel) is the source of this 2634-nucleotide messenger RNA. The record is from RefSeq and is a predicted model, not a curated record. NCBI's taxonomy places the organism in Eukaryota, Metazoa, Chordata, Mammalia, Rodentia, Sciuridae.
GGCCCUGGCUCCGGCCGCUGCGCAGCCCGCAAAGGGGGUGACCUCUUUGAGCCCCACGGAGCUAUGGCCGCCCGGCCUCAGCAGCCCCCAGCUCUGCCGGGCCACCACUACCUACCACACCUCGCUGUACCCGCAGACGGUGCCUCCUGCCGCGGCACCUAGCACCUGCCUCGACGCCACUCCCCACGGACCCGAGGGCCAAGUUGUGCGAUGCGUGCCGGCAGGCCGGCUGCCGGCCAAAAGGAAGCUGGACCUGGAGGGAAUCGGGAGGCCAGUGGUUCCGGAAUUCCGGACUCCCAAGGGGAAGUGCAUUCGAGUGGAUGGCCUCCCCAGCCCCAAAACCCCCAAAUCCCCCGGGGAGAAGACUCGGUAUGACACAUCGCUGGGGCUCCUCACGAAGAAGUUCAUUUACCUCCUGAGCGAGUCUGAGGAUGGGGUCCUGGACCUGAACUGGGCUGCUGAGGUGCUGGAUGUGCAGAAGCGGCGCAUCUACGACAUCACCAAUGUGCUGGAGGGCAUCCAGCUCAUCCGCAAGAAGGCCAAGAACAACAUCCAAGGCAGGGGACUGUUUGAAGACCCCGCUCGGCCUGCGAAGCAGCAGCAGCUUGGGCAGGAGCUGAAGGAGCUGAUGAGCAAGGAGCAGGUGUUGGACCAGCUCAUCCAGAGCUGCUCCCAGAGCUUCAAGCACCUGACCGAGGAUAAAGCCAACAAGAGACUGGCCUAUGUGACCUACCAGGACAUCCGCGCCAUGGGCAACUUUAAGGAGCAGACGGUGAUCGCUGUCAAGGCCCCUCCACAGACGCGACUGGAAGUGCCCGACAAGGCUGAGGAGAACCUGCAGAUAUACCUGAAGAGCACCCAAGGGCCCAUUGAAGUCUACCUGUGCCCGGAGGAGGUGCAGGAGCCGGAGAGUCCUGCCAAGGAGCCCCUCCCCUGCACCUCCGCCCUCAGCCCCAGCCCUGACUGUGCCCAGCCCAGCAGCAGCACCGACCCUGCCGUCCUGGAGCUUGAGCCAUCCUCAGAACCAGCGCUGACUCCACCCCAGGUGCCACUGCCACCUUCACCAUCCCUUGUCCCCUUGGAGGCCACCGACAGCAUGCUGGAGCUGCCGCACCCACUUCUGCAGCAGACCGAGGACCAGCUCCUGUCCCCGACCCUGGCGUGCAGCCCCCUGAUCAACUUCUCUCCGCCCCUGGACCAGGACGACUACCUGUGGGGCUUGGAUGGGGGUGAGGGCAUCAGCGAUCUCUUCGACUCCUACGACCUUGGUGACCUGUUGAUUAAUUGAGGGGCCGCAGCAGCCCACCCCCAUCUCUACCUCCUCGCAGACAGACUGACAGGUCCUCUGCCUGCACAGGGACAGUGGACACAAGGUGCCACCCUCAGGGCAUGAGAGUCUCCUCUCCUUUCUGACCUCCCUGCCAGCAAAUGCUGUCUGGGGACAGGUGGAGGAUGUGGGGGAGGGGCAAAUGAGGGGUUGGGUCCCGUUCUUCCUCUCUGACCUCUGACCUCUCAGGUGAAGGACCACAGGUGCAGGUUAUUAGGUUCAGGGAAAGGCCCCGCCACCUCCUUUUGGGGGGUUAUUAGGACCCUUGAUUUUCCGAGAAGCACUUAAUGCCCUUGUAUUUAUUUCAGGUUAAGUUGUGUUUGUCAUUCUUCCUGAGUUUUAGCAGGGAGAUUGUUCUAGUUUCUGGCAAGGCUUCUCCUCAGAUAGGUCCAUUCCCGCCCACUGGCCAAGGGCAGGCCUUCCAGGGGACCAGACACUGGUCUCUGAGGAGUUGUCCAGUUUACCAGAAAGCUCAUUGCACUUAGGCCUCAGGAUUAUCGCAAGUGCCAGGCCCUUGACCUCUCCAGCCGUGGUGUCGGCCUGGGACUCCUGGUCUUCAUCUCACAGAAGGUUCCAGCGGCCAUCUUGGGGCAGGCAGCUUUGUGGUUCCUGUGGAAAUAGGAGCAGCUGGUCCAGGAGACUCCUUUCCUAGGAAUUCCUUACCUCUUCCUCACCUCAGAAUGUAAAAGUGAUCUCCCAGGGAGGCGGCAGAGAAGACUCUGAGGGCAGACAGGAGUGCGCAGUGGCCACUCUGGCUGCCGUGGACACCUGAGCCCGAGAAGGCAGAGGCAGGUCCGCCAGAGAAGAGGAAGAGGCGGGAGCAGGGACCUGCAGGAAGCAUGGCCCCGGGGCUGCUGGUGCCCUCCCCACUGUCCCUGGGAGCACGCACGUGUGUGCCCCGUUGUUGAAGGGGAUAAUGUUUUAGGGACAUCCCCUUCCCUCCAGUUCUCACAGAUCUCUAAGGACAAAGGUGGCCAGGGCUUGGUGGCACAUUUGCUCCUUUUUGUCACUGUAAUGCUGAAGGGGUCUUCACGGCAGACCAGGCCCUGGCAGUUAACAAAAUAGGUUUGUGUCACCCUUUCAGGCGUGGGGACUUGAGAAGCUCUUUUGGCUUUAGGCGCCCAGUCCCCCAGGGGCCUGACCAUCCCACCUGCAGCCUUCUCACCCAGCCCACCUGGGCUGAGCCAAGGCUGUGCCUUCUGGAGAGAGGCACCCAGGGGUGGUGGUCUGAAAGACCUCCCACCCACCUCAGGGAGCUAGGGUUCCUCAGGAGCUCAGCUGGGCAGCACUUUUUUUUUUUUUAAUGU